AUGAAUAAUCGACUUGGAGUAUUCUCAGCGAGACAAGUGGGACGAAAAACUUUAGCAAGUGGCUCUUCUGCUUACACUAGCUUAUUGUCUUCAACAACUGUAAGUACCACUGCCAGUACUACUCUUUCAUAUCAUGUUGCGAAGACGAAAGCAAGUGCUUUAAAAGUUGCAGCUUCAUGGGCAGCUACACAAAAAAGGUGGCAAGCUACAACUGUCAGCUCUACACAACUUCCAACGCCUCCUGGUUAUCCACCACCAAUAACACGACGGCAUCCACAUAAUGUAAUUCCGAUGGCAGAACCACUCGAAAAAACGUAUCCCGAAUUCGAUGAAUCUUUUAUUGGAUUAUCAGGCGGUGAAAUAUUUCAUGAAAUGAUGUUACGUCAUGGCGUUAAACAUAUAUUUGGAUAUCCAGGUGGAGCGAUUCUACCUGUGUUUGAUGCUAUUUAUAAUUCAAAACAUUUUGAUUUUGUGCUACCGCGACAUGAACAAGGUGCUGGUCAUAUGGCUGAAGGAUAUGCGAGAGCUAGUAAAAAACCCGGUGUAGUUUUAGUGACUUCAGGACCAGGAGCUACAAAUGUUGUGACUCCAAUGCAGGAUGCUUUAUCGGAUGGGACACCCUUGGUUGUGUUUUGUGGUCAAGUACCUACGUCGGCUAUUGGAACUGACGCAUUCCAAGAAGCUGAUGUGGUAGGAAUUAGUCGAGCUUGUACAAAGUGGAAUGUAAUGGUAAAAAAUAUUACCGAAAUUCCUCGUCGUAUCACUGAAGCAUUUGAAAUAGCAACAACAGGCAGGCCAGGUCCUGUUUUAGUCGAUUUACCAAAAGAUGUAACGGCCGCGAUUCUCACUAAAGCUAUACCAACACGAUAUUCUCUUCCAUUCCGGAAAUUUCAGGAGCCAUUCUUAACGUCACUAAACGAGAAUACCCCUAUUAGAGAUUUUAGUGAUCCUCUCAUCUGUCGCGCCGCAGAAAUGAUAAAUAAGGCUAAAAAACCAAUAAUAUAUGCUGGCCAAGGCAUAAUAGGAUCAACAUAUGGGCCACAAAGAUUGCGAGAACUUGCAACUCGUGCAAACAUACCGGUUACUACUACUUUGCAAGGAUUGGGUGGUUUCGAUGAAUUAGAUCCUCGUAGUCUUCACAUGUUGGGUAUGCAUGGAUCAGCGUAUGCCAAUUUGGCAAUGCAAGAUGCUGAUGUAAUCAUUGCUUUGGGUGCAAGAUUUGAUGAUCGUGUGACUGGACAUUUGAAGCAUUUUGCCCCAGAAGCAAAAAAGGCAGCUUCAGAAAAUCGAGGUGGUAUAAUUCACUUUGAUAUAAGUCGAAAAAAUAUUAAUAAGGUUGUUCAAGCACAUACUGCCAUUGAAGGUGACGUGGGAAAUAAUUUGGCAAGUCUAUUACCGCAUAUUGAAUUCGCUGAAAGGAAAGAAUGGUUCGCUAAAAUCGACGAAUGGAAAUCCAAGUAUCCAUGGUAUUACGCAAAACCGAAAUCGAAAAAUGAUCGUCUAAAACCUCAACAAAUAAUCGAAGAAUUGGAAAAACAAACACAAAACUAUAAGGAAAAAGUAAUAUUAACCACUGGAGUUGGUCAGCAUCAGAUGUGGGCCGCUCAAUUUUUCAGAUGGCGUUAUCCAAGUACUAUGAUCACCUCAGGAGGACUGGGCACUAUGGGGUAUGGUCUUCCUUCGGCAAUUGGAGCAAAAGUCGCUAGACCUGAUAAUGUGGUGAUAGAUAUUGAUGGUGACGCUAGUUUUUGUAUGACGGGUAUGGAAUUGGCGACAGCGGCACAAUAUAAUAUCGGCGUGAAGGUUUUGAUACUGAAUAACGAUUUCCAGGGAAUGGUGAAACAAUGGCAGGAUUUGUUUUACGAGGAAAGAUAUAGUGAGACGAGAAUGGUGAAUCCAGACUUUGUAAAGAUGGCAGAGGCCAUGCAUUGUAAAGCUAUGCGUAUUCGCACAGAAGACGAGCUUCCCGAAAAAAUGGCCGAAUUUCUGGAAUACAAUGACGGACCAAUUGUAUGCGAUGUCAUCGUGGAGAAACACGAACACGUAUAUCCAAUGGUACCAGCCGGAAAGGCUUUGCAUGAGUUUAUCGUGCAUCCAGAUUUAGCAUGA
Messenger RNA from Ambispora gerdemannii, 2109 nucleotides. Lineage: Eukaryota; Fungi; Glomeromycota; Glomeromycetes; Archaeosporales; Ambisporaceae. The record is from the annotation of a GenBank genome assembly.